Cydia splendana is the source of this 3091-nucleotide messenger RNA. It is a transcript of the gene xit, whose product is annotated as probable dolichyl pyrophosphate Glc1Man9GlcNAc2 alpha-1,3-glucosyltransferase. Gene Ontology annotation, molecular function: dolichyl pyrophosphate Glc1Man9GlcNAc2 alpha-1,3-glucosyltransferase activity. NCBI's taxonomy places the organism in Eukaryota, Metazoa, Arthropoda, Insecta, Lepidoptera, Tortricidae. Gene Ontology annotation, biological process: protein N-linked glycosylation. The record is from RefSeq and is a predicted model, not a curated record. The transcript has 8 exons. Gene Ontology annotation, cellular component: endoplasmic reticulum membrane. The coding region runs from base 121 to 1713 and encodes 530 amino acids.
UCGUAUAAGUGACGUUUACAAACAAAUCUUUAUUUCGCCGACAUAACCUCUCAAGAAUAUGAAAUUAAAGUUUAUUAACAUAAUAUUGAUGAAGAGCUAAUCAAAAAAACGUAGUCAAUAAUGAUAUUUCAAAUUGUACUCAUAGUAAGCACUAUCAAGUGCUUAUUUAUUCCUCUUUACCACUCAACGGAUUUCGAGGUUCACAGAAACUGGUUAGCAAUAACACACAACCUCUCCAUCAGUGAAUGGUACUAUGACGCCACAUCAGAAUGGACUCUGGAUUAUCCUCCAUUCUUUGCUUGGCUGGAAUAUUCCUUAUCAUUUGUUGCAAAGUUGUUUGAUCCCCGGAUGUUGCAAUUGGAUAAUUUAAACUAUGCAUCGGAUAUGACUGUGAUAUUCCAAAGAUUAACUGUAAUUGUUUUAGAUUUGGUUUAUAUUGCUAGUGCUAAGAGUUGUGCAAAUCUUAUUAGUGAUGGUAAGCUGCUUGUGUUCAUUCUGCUAGUGUCUAACCCGGGGCUGCUGAUGGUAGAUCACAUACAUUUUCAAUACAAUGGAUUUUUAUAUGGUUUUCUUCUCUAUUCCAUGUCAAAUAUGAUAAGAGGUAAUUAUGUGUGUGCAGCGCUAUGGUUUGCAGUGCUGCUGAACUUAAAGCACAUUUACUUAUAUGUGGCGCCCGUGUAUGUUGUGCACUUGCUCAGAGCAUAUUGCUUCACCAUAUCAACAAACGAUGGUGUGCACACCCCAUGGUACUCCUUUUCCUUCAUGAAUUUGAUAAAAUUGGCAAUUACCGUCACUACAGUGUUUGCUCUAUCAUUUGGACCGUUUUUGAACCAUAUACCACAGAUCAUUUCAAGAUUGUUUCCAUUUAAAAGAGGCUUGUGCCACGCAUACUGGGCUCCUAAUUUCUGGGCACUCUACAAUUUUUCAGACAAGGUGCUGCAGCAUGCUCUACCGCGGGCAGGCAUAGCUGUGCCCAAGGUGGAGGCUUCAAUGACGGGUGGGCUGGUGCAAGAGUUUGACCACGUGGUGCUUCCAUCCAUAAAGCCCAUCCACACCGUGGCACUGACCGCCAUUUUCAUGAUACCAGCUCUGGUUAAACUUUGGCAUCUUGGAGCUGAUAGAAAGUACAGAACUGUUAGUUUUGUGAGAUGUCUGGUAUUAUGUGCUACUACGUCGUUCAUGUUCAGUUGGCAUGUUCACGAAAAGGCUAUCCUUUUAAUUUUGAUACCAUUAAGUUUCUUGUCAGUACUCGGAGAUGUUGACGGAAGACUGUUCCUUCUUCUGUCCCCCAUCGGACAUUACUCUUUAUUUCCUUUACUAUAUCCAAAAAGUCUUCUAACCAUCAAAAUAUUCAUAUUGUUAACUCAUAGCGCAAUAGCCUUUGGGAAUAUACCAAGAUUAUAUGAGCAGCCUGUAAAGCCCAAGAAGAAACCUCGACGUGGUUUCCUUCGCCUUCCUAUGUUGGGUCUUGUGGAAUCGUUGUACGUGUAUGGUUUAAUAAUACUGUGCGUUUACGAGAAUUUCAUUCAUACUAUGUGGGGUUUGGACAAAACUCUACCGUUUUUGCCUCUGAUGAUGACUUCGGUUUAUUGCGCUCUUGGAGUUGCGUAUUUCUGGAUUUCAUAUUAUUAUUAUUUCCUUUACUUUAACGUGAGCAGGGUACCAAUGUUAGGCACAGGGAACCUAACACAGUAUGCUAAGAAAAUAAACUAGGUUGUGUUAAUGAACAGGAAAAUCCUAUAGUAUCACCUAUUGGUAACUAUGUAAUUAAUAAUUAAAUAAGUAAUUGAAAUACAUUAUGACUUAUGAGCAAUGAAAAUGGGUUAGUUAAAAAAGUGAAUUUGCAUACACAGUGGCCAGUUUUGCUCAUAAGUGUAGUUAUGGAGUCUGUGUGAAUAUGGAGAUGAAUUUAAAAGUUUUAGAAUCUACAAGUCUUAAUAAUAUGAAUAACUAUAAUAUAUUCUUCGUAGUAGGCACAUGAUGGAAGUACUGUCAUGAAACUGAUUAAAUGUAAGUAACUAGUCCAAUUUAAAAUACAUUGUAGAAAACUAUUACCAAGAGAAUUGUAAUAAUAAGUGUUUAAGAAAUCAGGUUUUUUAACCAUAUAUCAAUGUUUUCUCGAACGCCUAGGUACUCAUGACUUUGUAACUAACGCAUUGUAUUAAUGCCUACAUGUAAUACUGUACAGAAUGUCCGAAGGUGUCUUGCUAUUUGAGUCAGUCUCGGUACAAAAAGUACUGAGGUUACGAAAAUACGAACGUUUCCGAGAAAAUACGAUGGAAAACAAUUACCUAUGCACUACAUCUGUAAGCCCUUUUUGGCUUAGCGUUGCUUGGGAGUGCUUGGGGAGUGCCAAUUAAAAUAAUAGUAAAUACAUUCUAAAACAAUAGUACCUAUUUAAUAACCUAUCACCGUUUUAAAAUUACCUACAGUUGGGUUGUCAGAUCGAAGUAAUUUAUUGAUUAAUUAGUGAUAAAUAAUUAUAAGAUAAGAAUUGUCUAAAAAAGCUUUACAAUUACAAUUAAGUACAGUCAACUGUAAAAAUAUGGGUGCACAAAUUAUCUAUUAUGUCAGCGAAUUAAGAACUAUGGGACAUAUUUUUAAUAAGUUGGCUACACCCAUAUUUUUACAGUUUUGACUGUACCUACUUAAAAUAAAAUGUACUUAAUGUUUUGAUUUUAUUAAAAGAGGCUUUGUCUUCUAAGGGUCACUUGCACCAUCCCAUUAACCCGGGGUUAAGCGGUUAAACCUUUAACCCAGAGUCAAAUUGUACUGGUAACCAUGGUAACUCCAGGUUUAACCGGUUAACCCCGGGUUAGUGGAAUGGUGCAAGUGGCGCUAAGUAGGUACCUAUACCAUUUUAUUAGUUAUAAUAUUUAAAACUUUCGCGUUUGAAGACAUAUUAAUUUACAUUUAUAGACGGGUCUAUCGCGAAUUGAUUUUAUUGCCUUUCCAAUUCUAAUUUUAGUUUCCUGUUCCGAACAAAAAAUGAGCGGAUUUCGGGUAAAAACAUGUGACCUAAAAGACACCUUCCUUAUAAUACCUACUGUGCCUAAGGUGAUUAAUGAUUAUGCAUUAAGAUAUGAAAAUC